Molecule: messenger RNA, 2102 nt
Organism: Phragmites australis (common reed)
Lineage: Eukaryota; Viridiplantae; Streptophyta; Magnoliopsida; Poales; Poaceae
Product: early nodule-specific protein 2-like
Exons: 2
Coding region: 62-1798 (578 amino acids)
Source: RefSeq, a predicted model, not a curated record
CCCUCUCAUCAAACCAUCCAUAUCCAUCCUAGAAGCAAGAGCGAGCCAGUGUUACACAAACAUGGCAGCUGCGCCGCGGGGCUUUCUCCUCGGCGUUUGCGCCGUGCUGAUGGCGGCUGCCAUCGCAAACGCUGCGUCCAGUGAGGCUGCGUCGGUCGUCGUCGGCCUGGCCAAGUGCGCGGACUGCACGAGGAAGAACAUGAAGGCCGAGACCGCUUUCAAGGGUCUUCAGGUAGCGAUCAAGUGCAAGAACAUCAACGGCGAGUACGAGAGCAAGGCCGUCGGCAAACUGGACGGCUCCGGCGCAUUCAGCGUUCCGCUGGCCGCCGACCUCCAUGGCGCCGACUGCCACGCGCAGCUCCUCAGCACGGCAGGAACACCGUGCGUGGGUCAGGAGCCGUCAAGGAUAGUGCCGAUGGCCGACGCCACCUUCGUCGCCGUUCCAGGCAAAACGCACAGCUCGUCGGCAGAGUGCGCGUCGGCGACCAUCUGCGGCCCGAUCAAAAAGCACUUCCUGGACCACUUCCACAAGAAUCCUGUGCCGCCGAAGCCAAAGCCAGAGCCCGAGCCGCAGCCGGAGUACCACCCCCCGACACCGACGUACGGGUCACCGACUCCGAUCUACCAUCCUCCGGCCCGGCACUUGUUCGAUAAGAAGCACUUCUUUGAUCACUUCCACAAGGACCACGAGCACCACCACUUCUUCGACCACUUCCACAAGAAACCCGUGCCACCAAAGCCAAAGCCAGAGCCCAAGCCGCAGCCGGACUACCACAGCCCGACGCCGACGUAUGGGUCCCCGACUCCGAUCUACCACCCUCCGGCCCGUCACUUGUUCGAUAAGAAACACUUCUUUGAUCACUUCCACAAGGACCACGAGCACCACCACUUCUUCGACCACUUCCACAAGAAGCCCGUGCCACCGAAGCCGAAGCCAGAACCCAAGCCGCAACCGGAGUACCACCCCCCGACGCCGACGUACGGAUCCCCGACUCCGAUCUACCACCCUCCGGCCCGUCACUUGUUCGAUAAGAAGCACUUCUUUGAUCACUUCCACAAGGACCACGAGCACCACCACUUCUUCGACCACUUCCACAAGAAGCCCGUGCCAUCGAAGCCGAAGCCAGAACCCAAGCCGCAACCGGAGUACCACCCCCCGACGCCGACGUACGGAUCCCCGACUCCGAUCUACCACCCUCCGGCCCGUCACUUGUUCGAUAAGAAGCACUUCUUUGAUCACUUCCACAAGGACCACGAGCACCACCACUUCUUCGACCACUUCCACAAGAAGCCCGUGCCACCGAAGCCGAAGCCAGAACCCAAGCCGCAACCGGAGUACCACCCCCCGACGCCGACGUACGGAUCCCCGACUCCGAUCUACCACCCUCCGGCCCGUCACUUGUUCGACAAGAAGCACUUCUUUGAUCACUUCCACAAGGACCACGAGCAUCACAACUUCUUCGACCACUUCCACAAGAAGCCCGUGCCGCCCAAGCCUAAGCCAGAGCCAAAGCCCAAGCCAGAGCCCAAGCCGCAGCCAGAGUACCACCACCCGACGCCGACGUACGGGUCGCCGACUCCUAUCUACCAUCCUCCGGCCCGGCACUUGUUCGACAAGAAGCACUUCUUUGAUCACUUCCACAAGGACCACGAGCACCACCACUUCUUCGACUACUUCCACAAGAAGCCCGUGCCACCGAAGCCGAAGCCAGAGCCCAAGCCACAGCCAGAGUACCACCCCCCAACGCCGACUUACGGGUCCCCGACUCCAAUCUACCACCCUCCGGCCCAGCACUGAUCACCUGAAUGAUGAUCAGUGAUCGACGUUACUCUAUGUUGCAUACACGGCCUUGCGUGAUUUGCAGUCCUCUUCGUUUUUUCUGCAGAAUAACUGCUACAUUUCUUCGGCAUAUGAGUUUGUAUAUUUAUUUAUGGGCAAAACUAUGUUCGGAUAUGUCAUAUAUGUAAGCCUUGAGUGUUCUUUUUAAUAUGAAAGUUAUUACUAUGCUGUAAUUUGUUCUUUUUUAAAUAUGAAAGUUACUAUGAUGUAAUUUGUUCUCUUUGGACGACUAAGAAGUAAAAAGGGUACACUGUGUGUUUAA